This is a messenger RNA of Salvia splendens (bonfire salvia), 1788 nucleotides long. Its product is annotated as terpene synthase 10-like. The transcript is spliced from 7 exons. The coding region runs from base 1 to 1788 and encodes 595 amino acids. Gene Ontology annotation, molecular function: magnesium ion binding; terpene synthase activity. Gene Ontology annotation, biological process: diterpenoid biosynthetic process. The record is from RefSeq and is a predicted model, not a curated record. Lineage: Eukaryota; Viridiplantae; Streptophyta; Magnoliopsida; Lamiales; Lamiaceae.
AUGUCUAGCAUUAUAAUGAGCAUGGCGAUUCCCAACAAGCCAACAAAACUUGUUCAUAACUUUGCCAAUAAAUAUCCCAAAACGCAGAUAGCUUCUUCACAAAAAGGCUGGAGGCAGUCUUGCUCCCUCAAACACACCGCCGAUCAAACCUCCGAUCAAAUCCAAUCUACACGGCGGUCGGGUAAUUACAAGCCUACCCUUUGGGAUUUCAAUCGGAUUCAGUCACUCACCAGUGUAUACACGGAAGAGAAGUACGCCACCCGGGCUUCUGAGCUCGUUGAGCAAUUGAAGAAGCAGCUGUGCCAAGAAUCAAAUUGGCUCAAGCAGUUGGAGUUGAUCGAUGACUUGCACAAACUAGGGGUUUCUUACCAUUUCGACAACGAAAUCAACCAAGUCUUGAAUCGUAUCUAUAUGGAGCAGAAAUAUUGCAACAAUGAGGAGAGGGAUCUGUACUCAACAGCUCUUGCUUUCAGACUCCUCAGACAAAAUGGUUUUAGGGUUUCUCAAGACGUGUUUGAUGGUUUCAAGAACGACGGCGGCGAGUUCAAAGAAUGCCUAGGUGGUGAUACAGAAGGAGUGUUGCAACUCUAUGAAGCUUCUUUCCUUUUAACGGAAGGCGAAACAAGUCUUGAGCAAGCCAGAUUAUUUUCCAAAAAUCUUCUGCAGAAAAAACUGGACGACGAAGAAGUAUUGGAUGAAUUUCUCUCCUCGUUGGUGCGCCGUUCUCUAGAGCUUCCUCUUCACUGGAGCGUUCAAAGGCCGAACGCCAGAUGGUUUGCCAACGCGUACUCGAAGAAAUCACAGGCAAAUCCCAUCCUUGUUGAGCUUGCCAAAUUGGAUUUCAACAUUGUUCAAGCAGCAUACCAAGAGGAACUCAAAGAAAUCUCGAGAUGGUGGAAGGAAACGGAGCUAGCAGAAAAACUUCCGUUUGCAAGAGAUAGGGUGCUUGAGAACUACAUAUGGAACAUAGGCUUGCUGUUCAAGCCUCAAUAUGGAUAUGCAAGAAUCAUGACAACAAAGCUUUUCAUUUUGAUAACAGUAAUUGAUGAUGUAUUUGAUGUCUAUGCCACCUUGGAAGAAACACAACUUUUCAAGAACGCCACUCAAAGAUGGGAUGAUGAAGCGGUAGAUCAACUCCCAUACUACAUGCAGAUUUGUUAUAUGGCGUUGGACAGUUUCAUCAAUGACAUGGCAUACCAUAUUCUUAAGGAAAAGGGCGUUUUCGUCAUUCAAGAUUUAAGAAAAACGUGGGGAGAUUUGUGUGCAGCAUACGCAAAAGAGGCAGAGUGGUACCACACUGGGUAUAAACCAACAAUGGAGGAAUACAUCAACGUUGCUUGGGUUUCGAUAUCAGCACACACCAUUUUAACUCAUGUAUUUUAUCUCAUUUCAAAUCCAAUCGAAAAGGAGGCUGCUGAGAGCUUGCGUAACUAUCAUGACAUCGCUCGUCACUCAGCAAUGGUUCUACGCCUUGCAGAUGAUCUUGGAACAUCACCGUAUGAGAUGCAAAGAGGUGAUGUGCCAAAAGCAGUGGAGUGCUACAUGAAUGAGACGGGAGCUUCGAGAGAGGAGGCUCGCGAACAUGUGAUGCGUAUGAUAAGAGAAAUAUGGAUGAAGACGAAUGAAGAGAGAUUUAGGGAAUCUCCAUUUUCAGAUGAUUUUAUUAGAAGUGCAGCUGAUCUUGGAAGACAAGCACAGUAUAUGUACCAACAUGGCGAUGGCCAUGGGAUUAGUAAUCCGGAGAUGAAGGAGCGUAUUUUAGGUUUGAUAUUUCAACCUAUUGUUUAG